GUUCGAUAGAGGUGCAUCUGAACUGGUCAUCCAUGGUCUGGGCGCCGCUGUAUACAGGGCAGCCAGGUUGGCUCUUCAAUUAAAAGAAAUUCAUCAUGGGACUUUAGAUCUUGAUAUUAGAACAUCUACUAUUGCAUUAGUAGAUGAACUAGAGAGUUUAAGUGAUGAUGUAGACAACAAGAUAAACAACAGGCAAAAUUCUGCUAUACACAUACGAGUUAUUAGAAGAGUGCCAGUGGCUGUGCUGAGAUCUAAAUAGGAAGAAAUUGAUAUUGAAACUUUGCAAAAUUAUGUGUUUAAUCAAUAUGUUUAAUCAAGAUAAUAAGAUUAUGAUAGGAUGAAUACAAUUAUUAGUUAAAUUAAUAUUACAAUACAAAGCUAUAUAAUUUUUUACAAUGAUUUUCUCUCUGAACGAAUUGGUUCACUGGUUAGGCUUAACGAUCUUUGAGAUAUGGAUCAAUUUAGUCGCCUUAACAUUUUUUACUGUUCUGCUAGCUUUAAAAUUAGAUGAAAAUUAUUUUUUGGGACCAUCAGGAUGGUGGGAAGUAUUUUCACCGCUUUCUAUAGCUGAUGGUUUGAAUACAUAUUUUUGCGCAAUUAUAUUUAUAAGAAUGUAUAUGGAAGGAAUGAUCAAAGUAGGUAUUUUGCGAGCGCUAUGGAGUCAGACAUCAUUACUCUUGGUCUUUGUUUUUAAAUACCUUUUGUGUAAAAAGCUCUCUGGACAAAGCACAUUGGAGUAUUCAGAAAUUUUAAGUCCUGUAUUUAUUCUCCUGCAAUUGAUCGCUGUCAGAGCUUGCCAAUUACAUUAAGGGAAAUGAAAGAAAUUUGCACGAAGAAUUUUGCAUGAUACUACUUCCAAAUCUAUCACAUGUAAGAACAUAAGUUAUACGAUACUUGUAUAUAUUUUAUUAGAUUCAUUAUUUAAAUUAAAUCAUUUUUAAAAUU
Messenger RNA from Pogonomyrmex barbatus (red harvester ant), 945 nucleotides. RefSeq names its product ribonuclease P protein subunit p20 (gene Rpp20). The record is from RefSeq and is a predicted model, not a curated record. NCBI's taxonomy places the organism in Eukaryota, Metazoa, Arthropoda, Insecta, Hymenoptera, Formicidae. Gene Ontology annotation, molecular function: nucleic acid binding. Gene Ontology annotation, cellular component: ribonuclease MRP complex; nucleolar ribonuclease P complex; nucleus. Gene Ontology annotation, biological process: tRNA 5'-leader removal.